Messenger RNA from Coturnix japonica (Japanese quail), 1190 nucleotides. Lineage: Eukaryota; Metazoa; Chordata; Aves; Galliformes; Phasianidae. The record is from RefSeq and is a predicted model, not a curated record.
GUUUUAGAGCUGAUGUCUUUAGAUGUCAUUCCUGGUCAUCCAAAUGACAGCGAGGUGGUUCCGAGUAGCCGCGGAGCGGAGUUGGGGGCGGCUACGGGGAGGAGGUGCCGCGGGCGGAGCAGAGAGCCAGGGCUGGCAGGGGCAGCGCGGCGCGGGCGGCAGAGUAGCGGGUUGUGGCAGUGCCGGGCGGAGCUGCCGCAGGUGUGGCGCGAACACAUCUGGAUCGUUGGUUGCUUUUCCAGCCCGUACAUCUCUCUGCUACAGUGUGAAAUUUCAGCCGGAGAAAAUGCAUUUUCUCAGUUUCUUUCCUCUUUUCUUCUCAGCAGUCGCUGUGAGCAGAGCUCAGGUGCAGCAGGAACCGUCGGCACAGACCAGCGAGGGCACAGGCAUCAACAUCACCUGUUCACACCCUAACAUAGGAAACACAGGAUACCAGGAGUACAUCCACUGGUACCGUCAGCUCCCGGGCCGAGGCCCCACAUUCCUCGUCAGUGCUUUUAAAGGCUCCAAGGAGAUUCCGGAUCAGGCGGGACGGCUGUCGGUGUCGGAAGACCACCGCUCCAGCGCCCUGUGGCUCGCCCGACCCCGGUUCGCGGACGCGGCGAUGUAUUACUGCGUGUUGGUAGCACGGGGAGUGGAGCCGGGGCUGCGGCCGGGCACGAACCGCUUUGGGCGUGACGGGAGUACAGUGCCGUCCGGGCCCGCAGGGGGCGCAGCGUUCAGGGCCACCAAACUCCAUCCUGACUAGAGUGCACCUUCCUGUCUUCUUGACAGUCAGACACAUCUGUGUUUGAGGUGAGCAAGAUGGCACGAAUGACAAUACAGGCUCCGUUGUACACCACGGAGAUGUCCUCACAGUUCUACUACGUCUGCUAUCAUCUCUUUCCUCCCUGUGCCACACUGAUGAUAGCAGAAGGAACCCAGUUUCUACGAGGCAGCAGAGUGGCUUCUACCUAUGGCCUCCCACACAGCUGAACCUUUUUAUAUGAGCAGAGCAGUUGUUGUGUUGUCCCUACAAAUAACCUUUGGGCUGAGUUAUAGGUAUAAAUGUUGCAAAUAAUGGCUGAAAUUGUUCUGCCAUAGGCAGAGAGAUCUCCAGCUGCAAGGAACUGUGCACAAGACAGCAGCCUCUGCAGCGUGCCACAACCUCCCAUUCUUCUGGCAAUGGAAGGGGUUUCAAUAAACACUCC